GGGCGUUGCAUCUCUUGGCAGAUACAUUUCACAGCUAGUCAGCAAGAGACAGAGAAGGACAGAGGGAGGAAAUAGAAUAGCAUUUUUAAAAAGACAAAUUCCUGCACUGAGUCUACAAGACAGUCUGUCACAAGCAUGGCAGGCAGCAGCUUUGAGACUGAGUUCCUACAGACUCACAAUGCACUUCGCAAACAGCAUGGUGCCCCGCCCCUCACCAUAAACAAAAACCUAUGUCGCUCCUCACAGGCAUGGGCAGAACACCUGCUGUCAAUCAGGACCCUCAAGCAUAGCAACAAAGACUAUGGGGAAAAUCUGUAUUAUGCUUGGGCUUCAGCAACCAAAACACUCACAGGACAUGAGGCAGUGGAAAGCUGGUACAGUGAAAUUAAAGACUACAACUUCUGCAGGCCGGGAUUUAGCUCCAAAACAGGUCAUUUCACACAGGUUGUGUGGAAGGACACAAAGGAGAUAGGGGUGGGAUUGGCCACUGAUGGAACCACAACUUUUGUGGUUGGUCAGUACCUUCCUGCAGGAAACAUCACCAAUGAUGGCUAUUUUCAGCGGAAUGUCUUACCGGCAGGAUCCCCUGUAGACUCAAAGUCCACUGGUACUGCUGACAGAAGUGGACAAGCACAUGGACCAUCUGACAUCUAUUCAACCAGACCACCAUCAGUUCCUCGCAGUACUGAAUCAUUACCUCCCUGGGCCAAGAGGGAGCCUCAUCUGAUUAGCAGCAGCUCAAAGGACAGCAGCUUUGAGACUGAAUUCCUACAAACUCACAAUGCAUACCGCAAAAAUCAUGGAGCCUCACCCCUCAACUUAAACAAAAACCUGAGUCGCUCUGCACAGGAGUGGGCAGAACACCUUCUGUCAAUCAGGACCCUCAAGCAUAGCGAUGGAGAAUAUGGAGAGAAUGUGUACUAUGCCUGGAGUUCAGCUACCAAAAAACUUACAGGACGAGAGGCAGUGGAAAGCUGGUACAGUGAAAUUAAAGACUACAACUUCAGCAGGCCUGGAUUUAGCUCCAAAACAGGUCACUUCACGCAGGUGGUGUGGAAGGACACAGAGGAGCUGGGAGUUGGAUUAGCCACAGAUGGGAAAACAACCUUUGUGGUGGGUCAGUACCUCCCUGCAGGAAACAUUAGCAAUGCUGGCUAUUUUGAAAGAAAUGUCCUACUAGCAGGCUCGCCUCUAGAGUUAAAAUCCACCCCAUCUGCUGACAGAGUUGGUCAAGCACUUUGUGCUCUCAGCAUCAGGCCAAAUCCAUCGCCCUCACCAUCUCACAUUUCUGGGCCAUCAAAUAAGAGUCAGACUCCACAGAGCAGCAGUUCAAAAGGUGAGGACUUGUCCCAGUUUCGUCAGUCUCUCCUUGAGGCUCAAAAUCACUACAGACGUCAACAUGGGGCACGGCUUCUCUCGCUAUGUCCCAUCCUCUGUAAAGAGUCUCAGGAUUGGGCUGCACAUCUGAUUAGCAUUAAUGCCUUGAAGAACAGCGGCAAAGGUCAUGGCGAGAAUAUGUCAUACAAAUGGACGUCCAAUAUGGUAUCUCCAACAGGAAAAGAGAUUGCUGAAUCGUGGUACAAUGAAAGUGCAAAGUACAACUUUUCCAAACCUGGCUUUCAAAGUGGAACUGGUAACUUUACCCAAAUGAUCUGGAAGUCUACAGAGCAAUUUGGGGUUGGCCUUGCAUCAGAUGGAAAGGGCAAAUUCAUUACUGUGGCCUUUUACAAACCCCCUGGUAACAUCACCAACCCUGGCUACUUCCAGGAUAAUGUCAAACCUGCUAGAAGGUGAUCUGUUCAAAAAAUGUGUUUAAGCAGAUCUUAAACUAUACAAAUGUACAAAUAGAAAACAUCAGUUUGCAUUUGUCAAGUUAACUACUUGAAAAUAUGUUUGUUUGUUCUGAUGUAUGUUCUCCUUCUUGGCAUUAAUUUGUUCUCUGUCCUUUAUUGUUGCCUCUGCAUAUAGAAUUGUAUAAAGACAUGAGUUAUAAUCAGGGUUGGGGAGAAACUAAAUACAUGUAACAGGAUUACGCAUUUAAAAUACAAAUAUAAGUAACUGUAUUCCACUACAGUUACAAUUGAAUUCACUGGUAUUUAGA
Xyrauchen texanus (razorback sucker) is the source of this 2101-nucleotide messenger RNA. RefSeq lists its product as uncharacterized. Gene Ontology annotation, cellular component: extracellular region. The transcript is spliced from 13 exons. Bases 136 to 1794 code for a protein of 552 amino acids. Lineage: Eukaryota; Metazoa; Chordata; Actinopteri; Cypriniformes; Catostomidae. The record is from RefSeq and is a predicted model, not a curated record.